UCUUUCCAAAUAACCGUCAGAUUCGGAGCUGGAUUCUCUUUUCCGUUACUCAUCCGACGGCCAUUCUUUCUUCUUCCCAUUUUCCGGCGAAAAGAAGAAAAGAAGGAAGAAGGAAGAAGGAAGAAGGAAGAAGGAAGAAGGAAGAAGGAAGAGAUUUCUUUCAUUGUUACAGAGAAACAAAGCUAUGGGGAAAGAUUACUAUAACAUACUCAAAGUAAGCCGAAGCGCUAGCGAUGAAGAUUUGAAGAGAGCUUACAAAAGAUUAGCUUUGUUUUGGCAUCCUGACAAGAACCCUUCUAACAAACAUGAAGCUGAAGCCAAGUUCAAGCAAAUUUCUGAAGCUUAUGAUGUUCUUAGCGAUCCUCAAAAGCGUCAGAUCUACGACCUUUAUGGGGAAGAAACCCUCAAGUCCGGCAAGAUUCCGCCGCCCAAUCCUCACGCCACUUCUUCAUCUGCUUAUUCUCCCGUUUAUCAGCAGUUUCAACGCCAGCAUCCCAAUACUUCUACGUUUAAGUUUAAUCCCAGGAACGCGGAUGAUAUUUAUGCGGAAUUUUUCGGAUCCGAGGGCGGUGGCGGGAGUAAUAAUGUCGAUGGGGGUGGGAAGAGUAGAGGGGUUAGGGAUGAGUUUUUUAGGUUUCAGAAUGGGAUGGAGAAUGGGAGUGGUGUUAAAGGGAGGAAGGCGGCUGCGGUUGAGAGUGCGUUGCCUUGUACCUUGGAGGAGCUAUUUAAAGGCGCCAAAAAGAAGAUGAGAAUUUCAAGAAAUGUUUAUGAUGUCUCUGGCAAGUUCCGGACAGUUGAAGAGAUAUUGACAAUAGACAUAAAGCCAGGGUGGAAGAAGGGGACAAAGAUCACUUUUCCUCAGAAAGGAAAUCAGGAGCCUGGCAUCAUUCCAGCAGAUCUUAUAUUUGUAGUGGAUGAGAAACCACAUGCUAUAUACCGGAGAGAUGGGAAUGAUCUAGUGGUGAACCAUGAAAUAACGCUCCUGGAAUCACUCACAGGUAAAACUUUUGAACUUACUUCUCUGGAUGGGAGGACUCUCACGAUCCCUAUUACGGAUAUUGUCAAACCUGGCGAUGAGAUGGUUCUGGCAAAUGAAGGAAUGCCAAUCUCAAAGGAACCUGGGAAGAAGGGAAAUUUGAGAAUCAAAUUUGAUGUCAAAUAUCCAUCAAGACUUACAACAGAACAGAAGUCUGAUCUAAUAAGAGUCCUUGGUGUAGUUUCAUAGCACAACACACCCACUUGGUAAAAAAAGAACAAAACAAAAGAGUUGCCCAUAUUAACACAUAGAUAGCAUAUUAUUCCCUGUAAAUAUAAACUCUGCAUGAUCUUGAAGAAUGUGAAAUGUUGGUAAGUCUGUUCUUUGUUUUGGGUGGGGGAAUGGAAUUUUUUGGUUACUGGCAGGCAUAGAAGAGGCAAUAGAUCAGUAUAUAUUAUUUCUGGGUAUGUCAUCUGGGAUGAUUUUUGACAGAGUAGUGUUUUUCUUUCCCUCUUUAGUGUUAAUUUCUGGAGGGAAAUUUGUUUUUGCUCUGUACUUAGCUGUGUGACAACUUUUAACUUCGAAAUUUUGAUCUCAUCAAUUUGAACUCUGAACUUGAAUAAGUGGUGAAAUCGCCAUUUCCCUCCUUUUUUUUUUUUUCCUCUUUUGGGUUUGGUUUUUUUUUAUGGGAUCUGUGUGUUUUGCAGCUUGAUUUUAGAUGUUUUAUUUGUCCAAUUGUUUCUUAGUUCUAAAGAGGUUGAUUUCACCACUUAUACAAUCUUCAAAGGAGUUCUAUUUAAUGAAAUUGAAUUUUGAUAGACCUCUUUAAGUUCUCUCAGAGAGAGAGAGAGAGAGAGUCCUUGUUUAUUUUAUUUUAUUUUACUUUGGGAAUGAAGAAUAUAUCCAACUUGAAGUGUAAUUGGGUGGUUUUAUAUA
This is a messenger RNA of Cucumis sativus (cucumber), 1912 nucleotides long. RefSeq names its product dnaJ homolog subfamily B member 13. Gene Ontology annotation, molecular function: protein-folding chaperone binding. The transcript has 2 exons. Lineage: Eukaryota; Viridiplantae; Streptophyta; Magnoliopsida; Cucurbitales; Cucurbitaceae. Gene Ontology annotation, cellular component: cytosol. The record is from RefSeq and is a predicted model, not a curated record. The coding region runs from base 185 to 1225 and encodes 346 amino acids.